GGUCGUCCUCGGCAAGUGCAUCAGCUAUUCAGCUCUGAGCUGGAGUCGCCUGACAUCUCGUUUUCACUUGUACGGUUGCACUUCUAUAAGCGAAUUAAGCAACGAAGACUUCAACUCUCUGCUACCUCCUGCUGCUCCGAUCUCUCUCCAGUCUCCAUUGCUAGCUAGCUGAAGGCUCCGUGGCGGUCAUAUCGCCGUCGAGCUGAGGGGCGGCGCCGACCGGCGACCGGCCAGCCAUGGAGAUGCAGCCACAGCUCGCCGACUGUUCUCCGGAUAAGCUUGCCAGCGUCGCUCUGACACCCAGAGGGCGCCUGGACUCGCAGGAAGGCCGGUGGCCGGCGCAGGAGAAGGACAUCGACGAUUGGCUCCCCAUCAACGCGAGGAGGAACGCCAAGUGGUGGUACUCCGCCUUCCACAAUGUCACCGCCAUGGUCGGCGCCGGCGUGCUUGGCCUUCCCUACGCCAUGUCCGAGCUUGGCUGGGAGGUUGGCAUCACGGUGCUGCUCCUGUCAUGGAUCAUCACGCUGUACACGCUGUGGCAGAUGGUGGAGAUGCACGAGAUGGUGCCCGGCAAGAGGUUCGACAGGUACCACGAGCUCGGGCAGCACGCGUUCGGCGAGAAGCUUGGCCUGUGGAUCGUCGUGCCGCAGCAGCUGGUGGUGGAGGUCGGCCUCAACAUCGUCUACAUGGUCACCGGCGGCCAGUCCCUGCAAAAGUUCCACGACGUGGUCUGCGGCGACAAGCAGUGCAAGGACAUCAAGCUCACCUACUUCAUCAUGAUCUUCGCCUCCUGCCACUUCGUCCUCUCCCAGCUCCCCAACUUCCACUCCAUCUCCGGCGUCUCCCUCGCCGCCGCCGUCAUGUCGCUUUGCUACUCGACGAUCGCAUGGAUCGCGUCGGUGCAGAAGGGGAAGUCGCCGGAGGUGCACUACGGCCUGCGCGCGACGACGACGCCGGGGAAGGUGUUCGGCUUCUUCGGCGCGCUCGGGGACGUGGCGUUCGCCUACGCCGGGCACAACGUGGUGCUGGAGAUCCAGGCCACCAUCCCGUCGACGCCGGAGAAGCCGUCCAAGAAGCCCAUGUGGAAGGGCGUCGUCGUCGCCUACAUCGUCGUCGCCGUGUGCUACUUCCCUGCCUCACUCGUCGGCUACUGGGCCUUCGGCAACAGCGUCAACGAGAACAUCCUUGUCACACUCAACAAGCCCAAGUGGCUCAUUGCCCUCGCCAACAUGAUGGUUGUCGUUCAUCUCAUUGGCAGCUACCAGGUAUAUGCGAUGCCAGUGUUUGACAUGAUAGAGACGGUGCUGGUCAGGAAGUUUGGGUUCCGUCCAAGCUUGAUGCUCCGUCUCAUUGCCCGGAGUGUCUAUGUCGGGUUCACAAUGUUCGUAGCCAUCACCUUCCCGUUCUUCACUGCAUUGCUCAGCUUCUUUGGCGGAUUUGCCUUCGCACCGACAACGUAUUUUCUUCCUUGCAUCAUGUGGCUCACAAUAUACAAACCCAAAACUUUCAGUAUCUCGUGGUUUACCAACUGGAUCUGCAUUGUCCUAGGUGUUUUGCUGAUGGUACUGUCACCAAUCGGUGGACUUCGGGAGAUCAUCUUGAAAGCCAAGACAUACCACUUCUACCAGUAAACAUGAUUAAUUCAACACAAAAACCAAGGUUGGUGUUGUAGUUAACAAAUGUUCGACAUGUCCCAAGUUUUGAGUGGGACACAACAUUUAUCUUCAUCUUGGCAAAAGAAAUUUUCAAUUUGGGUUACGUCUUACCAAGUUUUUGUCAUGGAACAAGAUGGGAUGUGUCAUGAAAGCUUUGUUGCUGCUCAUGACAAUCUGUGACAUGUCGUGGUUGUUAACCUAGGAGUUUGUUUUGUGAUACCAUAUACAUGUGUAUAUCUUGUUUGUAUAUAUUCUAGGAAAGAGUUAGCUUAUUUGUGCAUUAUUAGGGAGAAUGAGUGAUGGUGGUUUGUAUUUCUUUCAUCCAUAGUUCAUUGAUGGUUCCUAAUUAAUAUCACAUUACAAUUCAAACAACCUUUAUGUAUAUUAGUCCAUCAAUCCAUGCUUCUCAAUGGGACAAUAAUUUCAAGAAACAAUUGUAAGAAGUUCAUGGGUAAAUUUAAGGACCAUGCUUAAUCAAAACAAAUUACAUUGUUAUA
Messenger RNA from Sorghum bicolor (sorghum), 2152 nucleotides. RefSeq names its product lysine histidine transporter 1. The record is from RefSeq and is a predicted model, not a curated record. Bases 237 to 1631 code for a protein of 464 amino acids. The transcript has 8 exons. NCBI's taxonomy places the organism in Eukaryota, Viridiplantae, Streptophyta, Magnoliopsida, Poales, Poaceae. Gene Ontology annotation, cellular component: plasma membrane.